AUGAUUUCUUCUCCGGCUCUUCCCCGCAGAGUGGUCCAGUUCCUCCUGGUUGUGGUUCUGGUCAUUCUCUUCUUCCAGGUCAAGUUGAACUGGCAUCGAGAGAACAACGAUAUUGAAAUCACCAUCAAUGGGCCUGUUCCGGAAGAACAGUACUUGGAGCGACUGAGACAAAAGAUUGGUCUGUCAAGUCAGACUUCAUGGACUGCCUGGAGAGUUCGUACCUCGGAGCUGGACUCUGGGCGCACAUCGAUCACGGAUAUCGACAAAGACUUUCAUUCAAAUCACCCUCGAGUUAUCGAUACCAAGGAGCCUGAGAGGAGGAAUCUGGUAGCUCGUCAGGAACUUACUCUUCCUGUUCUUGGAGGACCACGACCCAAGCAGGUCGACGCCUCUGCCUUUUUAUUCGCUGUUUCGACCACUUAUGAUCGAGUCGUUAGAGAUGACUACGCUGUUGCUAAGGAUUGGGCGAGAUGGAUGACAGGUGGAAACAAGCAUGGAAAUGGGGCUAGUUUCUUGCUUGUUCUUGAUCAGGGACAUCACCAGCAGGCCGACAAACUCAACCAAGUUCUUGCGUCCUAUGGUAUUGAUGCUCACGUCACUUACUCCGAGGGCCAGAUGUCUACUGCAAAGAGAUACUUUAACAUGAUUGAAACGGUCAAAAAGCAGAGUGCUACACUUGCUCAAAAGGGACAGAUGAAGAAGUGGUACGGAAUUCUGGAUGAGGAUAUCUUUCUUCCCAAUCUAUCUCAUCUUCAGGAACGCCUUUUCUCGUUCAACUCUGAGAAGGACCUUUACGUCGGCCUACCAAGCGAGAGGGGAGAUUGGGCUAUUGGAGAGGGUUACAUGACUACCUACGGUGGAGGAGCCGUCUUUCUUACACGCUCUGCUGUUUCGAAAAUCCCAGAGUUACCGUGUUUCAACGACGUCCCUUCUGACCCAGCCAACACACAGCUCUGGGAUAACCUUCUCCAGGACUGCAUGACCAAGGACACCAAGACCAAGAUGCGUAUCCUUCCGAGCUUUUACUCACCCAAGGACAACGACUUGUACUCUUCGCACUUGGACAGCUACGAGACGGGAGUCCAACCCCUGGCUCUGCACGACUAUGAACAGCGCCACCACCUCACACCCAGCCAAGCACAUCUCGUCACUGACGUUUGUGGUGAAGCUUGUUUCCUCCAACGCUACCGGUUCCGCGACAACUGGGUUCUCGUCAACGGCUACACGAUAACAGAGUAUCCCGAUGGCAUACACGUGUCCGACAUGCCUCUCCCUACCACUGGCAGUACUCAUCGCUCUCUCAUCGGGCCCGUGAAACUCAAAGAAGACAAGGCUGAUCGAAAGAUGCUUUUCUGGACGGGACGACGCAACGUGUGGAAGUUGAUGGACUCUGUUACAACGCCCAACGGUGAUGUGUGGCAGGCAUAUGUCAAGAGAGGUGCCCUGGACGAGCCGGCUUUGAAGAAGAGAUGGGGUGAAGAGGAGGGAGAGACUAAAGACAGUGUGAUUGUUAUGGUAUGGGAAGCAGGAAAUGAUAAAUGA
Messenger RNA from Fusarium pseudograminearum CS3096, 1542 nucleotides. RefSeq lists its product as uncharacterized. The record is from RefSeq and is a predicted model, not a curated record. The transcript has a single exon. Lineage: Eukaryota; Fungi; Ascomycota; Sordariomycetes; Hypocreales; Nectriaceae. Gene Ontology annotation, cellular component: membrane. Gene Ontology annotation, molecular function: glycosyltransferase activity. Bases 1 to 1542 code for a protein of 513 amino acids.